CUCAAACCGCUGCUGCUGCUUACUGAAGUUCCGCUCCCCUCCCUCCUCGGUCCCCAGCUCAAUGGUCAUUCUGACUUGGAAAUGGAGGAGGAAGGCCACAUGCGCAAUGUGCCUCGUGGGAUGGCUCUGUCGCCUGCUGACGACGCCCAUCUCGGCGCAUGGGCGUGCAUCUUCGCCUCUGGGCUUCGUCGCAACGACAGGCGGCCGGCCGACCAGGUGGCCGAGGCGGGAGCAGAUGAGGAAGCUGAUCUACAGGCGGAGAUCUGCCGCUGCCAUGACCACAGACCGGCCCAGAAGACAAGCACAUCAGGUGAGAAAGAUGGGACAGACAGACAGACGCGUGUACAUCACAUCCAUACCAAAAGGCUUUCACUGUGUCUGUCUGUUUGUCUGUGUGUUGUCUGUUCUUCUGUGUGUGUGCUGUGGCUGGACAGUCCCCACCGGUGGUCGACAAGAGCAACCGUCGAGCGAUGCUCGAAGCGCUGAUGUCAUCCUCUCUGGCCGUCACGGCAGCACUCAUGGCCAUGCAGCCCACAGCCGCAUCAGCGGCAUCAGCACAGGCCUCGGGCGAGCUCCUCACCUCUUCCUCAUCGAACAGCGACAAGGAUGUGUGUGUAUCGUCGGCCGAGUCUGCCUGCCCCUUCAUCUGUGAGCAACCACACACGCAUCAGACCAGGCAGGCAUGAGCAUUCUCCUUGCGAGUGACACAUCGCUCUUUCUCUUCUUCUCCAUGAUUGUGCAGCUAUGGAGGAGCUGAAUGAGAUCAGUCGGCUGGCCGCUGCGGAGGUGCGGCGUGCGCCGAAGGGCAUCGAGGCCGUCGAGCAGCCGCUCCCUGAGUUCUUCCCCGAGCUGACGAGUGAGGGCAUGACCUGGCGCAAGGUCUUCGACUCGGUCAAGGGGGCCGACGUGCUCUACGUGGCCUCCGACACCUACUCUCCCUCCUUCGUCACAUACAUGGCGCGGUUCCUCCUAAACUACGAUGACACGUGUGCUGCCUGGUGGCGGCAGCAGCGGCUCACCACACAGGCCGUGGCGGACCCCUCUGAGCGGACCAGGAUUCUGCUCAAGAGUUUUGGGGAGUUCUCGUCGUCUGUCGAGUAUGGCUUGCGGCGUUACCGGGGCCAGGCGGGUGUCAACAACCUGCUCAACGUCAUGAUCCGGCGGUACGGUAACCGGCAGAUCCCCGAGUCGCGACGGCAGCUGGCCCUCCUCUUCUCCCUACUCAGCCAGUACCAGCCCAUCAACGCUAUCACGGUCAGUCAGCGAGGGAGGCUCUCAUGCAUCCAUCGUGCGUCUGGUGUCUUGUUCAUCAUGCGUGCGUGACUGCAGGUGCUGUCCCGUGCCCUCCCGACCCGUCCAACGUUCGCCUUCUCGCCCUCCCCCGCGGGCAUCCCCUCGCCGGUUUUUGCCAGCAUGAAGGAGGAGGAGGGCUUCUUCCUCUCAGACCCAGUCGCGCUGCUCCCCGGAGGCGUCAACCCCAUCUUCGACCUCGAGCUGCAGCGGUAUCGUGUGAGCGGCCUGCUGGCCGACCCCAAGAUGCUCCUCAGCUACCAGCUGCGCCGUGACGGCUCCGUCAACCUGGACCAGCCUGUCCUGACGCUGUUUGGGCCGCGGGGGCCCUUCCCCGUGACUCGCGAGAAGCCGCUUGACUGGUCGACCUACGCACUGUUCGCCACUGCUGGUGCGUUUGCGUGUUCGGCGACGCACGCAGCCGUGAUCCCCCUGGAUGUGGUCAAGACGAAGCGGCAGACCGACCCGGAACGAUUUGACUCUAUGGGUCUGAUGCAGGGCGCCAUCACCCUGGGGAAAGAGGAGGGCUGGCGCAUGCUGCUGCAGGGGGCCCAGGCCACCAUCCUGGGCUACCUCUGGUACGGCAUCACGGUGUACCCUGGCUAUGAGUUCUUCAAGCGGCUGUUCGCUUCGCUGGCCGGCCCUGCGGGUGCCAUCGAGUUCCGAGUGCCGCUGGUGCUGAUGGCCGGUGCGGUGGCGACGGUCUUCGCUGCUGUGGGCGUCUGUCCGUGUGAGGCGGUGCGCAUCCGGAUGGUGGCUGACCCCAAUUACGCCUCGGGGUUCCUCCCCGCCGUCCAGCGGCUGACCCGAGAGGACGGCCUGUUGAAGCUCUAUGACGGCUUCUGGCCGCUGCUCAUCCGGCAGGUGGUCUUUGGCAUGAUGAAGUUCUUUGUGUUCGACUCGUUUGCUGAGUUCCUCUUCGAUGUGUUUCCGGCAUUGGACGACACCACGGCCAUGAGCCUGUCUGUGUCGGCCUUCUCGGGGCUGGUGGCCGGGGUGGCCAGCUCGAUUGUGUCGCAGCCGGCCGACACGAUUUUGUCGCGCAUCAACCAGAGAGGCGGGAGGGAGAGCGCCUUUGAGGUGGUGAGGGACAUUUUUGACAAGUGGGGGCCGCAGGGCUUCUUCUUUGGCCUCGGCAGCCGCUGCGUGUGGGCGGGGUCCAUCAUCGCCGGACAGUUCUUCCUCUAUGACGUCCUCAAGGCUUCCUUUGGCGUCAGGAAUGAAGACCUCAUGCUGUCAGUGAGAGACACACUCACACACACACACGCACACGCAGUAUCUCGUUCUCGCGUCUGCUCCUGUGUGUUGUGAUUGAUGUGUUGUGUUAUGUGAUGUCAGGUUCAUGGAUGUGCUGUCGGGGCUGCCGCAGUGAGUGAGAGGUCUGUACACACAUGGCGUGGCGGCCACCGAGUGAAUGCAAUGCAGUGCGUGCUGUGGAGUGAGUGAAUGAAUGACGUACAGAUUGUGG
Messenger RNA from Vitrella brassicaformis, 2758 nucleotides. The record is from the annotation of a GenBank genome assembly. NCBI's taxonomy places the organism in Eukaryota, Vitrellaceae.